UAAAGAAGAAGUCGAAAAAGAAGAAGAAGAAGAAAAAGUCGAAAAAUCAACAGUUGAUAAAGAAGAAGUAGAAAAAAAGAAGAAACAGAAGAAAAACCAACGGUUGAUAAAGAAGAAGUAGAAAAAAGAAAAAAAACCAACAUUUGAUAAAGAAGAAGUAGAAAGAAAGAAGAAGAAACAGAAGAAAAACCAACAUUUGAUAAAGAAGAAGUAGAAAAAGCAGAAGAAGAAAAACAAGAAGUUUAAAAAGAAGAGAAACAAGAAGUUGAUAAAGAAGAAGAGAAACAAGAAGUUGAAAAUAAAAAGAAGUAGAAAAAACGGAAGAAGAGAAAUAAAAAGUAGAAAAUAAAAGAGAAGAAGAAAGAAGAAUUUCAUUCCAUAAAAAGUGCAGAAGCAUCUUCCAAAUGAUGAUCAGCUCCUUCCGAAGAGUUCGCAAAAAAUGAAGCUAAAAAUCAUCAAGGACCAAAAUUAAGAAAAGAAGAAAUUUUCUUCCUCAAACCUAAUCUUCCAUACUAAAUUCCAAACAAAAAACAAUAUUCCAAAAAUUUCAUAAUCUUCCAAGAAAGAAGAAGAAGAAAUAACGAAAAUGUUCUGCUUCCAAAGACCAUUUUCCCGCACAUCACGUGGCGUUGUCACAAAUUCCCACACAAAUUCCCAAACAACAAACAAGGACGAUCAUCCGGAAACAAAACGUCGCGGUUCCGAGGCAACAAGCGAGGGUUCCGGUUCAUCGUCAAUCCGUUAUAUUGAUCAAGAAUUAUCAAUAUCCGGUGGUAGUAGUACCGACACAUUGCCCGGCAUCAAAGCCGAUUAUCUCGAGAAUGAUCCUUUAUCGCCAGGUCCCGAUUCCCUAAUUAUUACAUCGCCCAGUAUAAAUGUAAUUAAAGUCUCCAACGGUCAUCAGGAACUUGUCCUACAUCCCGAUGUGAAUUACGACAAGACAUCACAUCGCAACGAUACAAACAAUCAUCAUCAUCAUCAUCAUCAACAACAACAUUCCAAUAAUCAAACAGAAAAAACUCGUUGGCGUAAAAAGCUUCUUCUCCGUAUUCGCUCGUCGGACUCGUCAAAUUCAAGUAAUGGGGAAUUACGCAGUUCAUCCCCAUCGCCAGCCAGUGAAUCGACACCAUCCUCAGGCGCAUCAUCAUCACGUAAUCCGGAUUUAGAUCGUCGUGAUUAUCUCAAUGUUCCCGGUGCGGGAAUUUUUGCGGUCAAUGGAAUUCCAUUGGUUAAUGGUUUCAGCGAUCAGGAGGACGAGGAGGAUGAGAAGGAUCUUGAACUGGAGGAAGAGGAGGAGGAAGAGGAGGAGGAGGAAUUUGAUGACUAUGAUAUUUGUAAUCAGGAAACGGAAACAGAAGAUGGCUCGUCAAUGCCAUCGAGUCCGGCUGCGGCGUCAACGGUGGGACUUAAUUCAACGUCAAUUCCUUACUAUGGAUUUUUAUCGGUGAAUGGCGGUGCAAUGAGACAGGAAUCAACGAGUACAAGUUCACCGCAAUUAUCGACGGAUGUUAAUAAUCAAAUGGAUGAGCUGCCCGCUAAGGAGCCGGAUACGGGAAGUUUGCGAGAUGACAGCGACACUAUUGACAGUAAAUGUCUAUUGAAACCGGAUAAUUUAGAAGCAACGGCUUGUUUACCAGUGGCGCGUUCGUGUCCAAAUUUGGAACGACAGAGUGCUGGUUUUUUGAGUACGAGUGGAUCGUCGAGUCCAAGUCCGGGACCGGCUGGACCACGUUUCAAGCCAUUGGAGGAGGGCGACAUUCAAGUUUGCUAUCUCAAUCAUACACGCACACUUGUCAGUAAAAUUCUGUCCAGUAAAUUUUUGAGACGAUGGGAAACGCAUCAUCUUUAUCUCAACGAUGCCUGCCUCUCUUCUAAAGCGCUCUCUGGAUUUUUACAACAACCAGUUCCGUAUAGUUCAAUGUCUGAAGUUUAUGCCGUUGCAAGAUGGGAUCCAAAUUACAAAUAUUGUUUGAGAAUCGUUCUUCCCGAUGGAUCGCUUUUGCUCCAGGCGAGCAACGCUUAUACAAGGGACCAAUGGUACCAUUCUAUCCUCUGGAAGAAAAGUAUUUACAAAUAUCAACACAUGGUCUCAGUGAGCACCAGGGAGGAAGUCAUUCUCCGCGAAUUAAAAACCCUGGUUGACUUCGCCUUGUGGACUCCCCUUCAGGAUGAACGUGUUCCUGGAGCGCCACUUGAGGCUGUGGCGAAACUUUUGGAAGAUCCCGUCGUUAUCGAAGCUGACGUGAAAAAUGCAGACAUUGACGAGAUAAAGGAGAAGAAGGGACGAAGCGACAGGAGAAGUUGGGCGGAGGCAGUGUUGGCGGUGGCGGCGCCACUUUUGGAGAAGGCAGCACCACCACCGAGUUUGACACGAGUCCUAUCGAAAUUAGCCCAACGACAUCCUCGCUCGCCAUUGGUCCACGCUCUCAGUCCGGCAAUCACACGAUGCUUGAAGCACACUGUCGAUUUUGGAAAAUCGCCCGACAUGCGGAAGUUACUUCAAGUGUUUGUCGCAGCAAUCUAUGAGAAUAAUGACGGCGAGAAGGCAAUUCGCGAAUACAUUGCGUCCGUUCAUGGUCCAGGAAGUGACUGUCCACAUCCACGAGUGCUGCCGAAUUUAGUUUCAAUUUGCGUCGCUGCCAUUUUUCACAGGUUCGAAGUGGGAAAUCGAGAUUCUGUGAAUGAGGACAAAACUGUCGAGUUGCCACCUUUGAGUUGUUAUCUUCUUGUCUUAAAUGUGGCUUCGGAAUACGCUGAUUGGCGACCGGGACUCUCGGCCCUUUUGCAACCGGUCCCAUUUCCGGAAGAAGCAUUAGCCGACAAGGAAGUUCAGGAAUCGGUGUUAAUGUGCGUAAUGCAACGUCUCGCCAAAGAUCCAAGAUGUACAGUUCAUCGAGUAUUACUUCCGGUACGGGAACCACGUCCCGGUUGGAUUCACAUUGUUGCACCUUCGAGUCCCGCUUGUCCCGAUCAAGGCGAAUUAUUCGGCGAAAUGUUAACAACGCUGUUGGGUUGUUGCUGUCGAAGAAAGCGGUUCAUCAGCUCAUUGAUGAAGCAAGCCGGCGGUGCUUGUAUUCUAUUGGGUGUAAGAGGCUGUGAUGCGGCUCAAGAGGCUCUCUGCCUCAUGCUAGAAUGGCGUCUAUUGCCAAACGAAGAGGCACGACUUCAAGUUGUUUCCGCUCUUCAAUCGACUGAAUCGGGGAGAAAUCGUUACGCCGCUCUUUGUCAGAAGCAGCGAAAUCUCCAAGAAUUGCAACAAAAAGGUGGACCGAGAAAAUUGACGCUUCCAGUUCGUGCCACCGAUGCGGAUGUUGCAUUACUUCUUGGAGGCGGAGCUUUGGGCAAUUUAGAGUGCUUGAGUUUGGCAUUCACUUCAGUGACGUCCGCUUGUGCCGAACAAUUAAUAAAAUUACCCGCCCUGAGGUAUUUGAAUUUAUGGGCGACUCAAUUUGGUGACGCGGGCCUACAAAUGAUAAGUGAACAUCUACAAAAACUUCAGGUUCUCAAUCUCUGCGAGACGCCUGUUUCCGAUAAGGGCAUUUCCACUCUGGCCUCAUUGACGAGCCUACGAAAAUUGAACCUGAACAGCACUAAAUUAUCGGCACAAACGUUUGAGUCGCUGAAGAAGAGAUUGCCGUCACUUCAGGAGUUUGACGUGCGCUACACGGAGGCCUGGUGACCCGAACUUACCUACAAUUCUUCAUCGAUCAAUGGCGAUUUCGAUCGACGAAAAAUUGAUGCUCCAAAUCAAAACGGCAACUCGUUUAAAAAAUCCAAUGCAAGGACAAAGAGUUAAGGCGGUUGGAUAAUUUAAAAGUAAAUCUUCGAGAUUCCCCUUUUUUUAAAAAAAUACUUUCUUCUCAAUUUCCACCAGUCACGAAAAAAAAGACACCACAAAAUAGAGAAUUUACUUUAAAAUGAAAGGAACCAAAAAAGAAGAGAUUUCUCGGAGAAAUGAAGAAAGCGCAGAGAAACAAAAAUUUAUUGAGAAAACGAAUUAAACGAAUUUUUGCGUCUUUCUAAAAGAAAUUCGAAAAUUUUGAAAAAUAGUGGAAAUUUUGCAAAAAAAUAAGUGAAGAAUUUUAUUUCUGAAUUAUGGAAGAAAAAAUAGAAGAAGAAAUAAUAUAAUUAUUGAAAAAGGAGAAAAGUUCAAUUGGAUCUGGAAGAAAGAGGGAAAGAAAAUUCGUCAACGUUAUUCAAAACCAAUCCGAAGAUGAUGAACUGAAUUGAAGAAAGGAAAUUCACAGUAUAAGGUAACUUUUUUCUUUUUUUUUUUACAAUUUGGGGACAAAUUUAGAAAUAAUUUCGGGAAAUUUUCCUGAAAAAAAACAAUUUUUUUCGAAAUCUCUUCACUUAAUGCAAAAGGAAACAAAAAAAAGAGUUUACAAAAUGAAAAGAAAACUUCUUGAACAUAAUAGAGUGAAAACAUUUAUCAAAAUAAAAUUUUCAUUCAAAUGAAAACUUUCAUAGAAAUGAAAAAACAAUUAUUUCGCCGAUAAAAUGUUUCGACGGAGGAUGCCAACUGCCUUAAAAAGAAAUUCUGAGCUACCACUGCCAAUAAGUGCGUGCAGAAACAGAAAUAAGAAAAAAAACAGUCCAGUUUUAAAAAAAUAAAAAGCUCCAUUCAAAAAAAAAAAAAACUCUCGAGUCACACUUUAUAAAACAAAAUAAACCGAGAAUUUUUAACUGUUCAAAAAAAGCAAAUUUUAAUUUAGAUUUAAUUAAAAUAAAAAAAUAUUUCUAUUCGAUGCAAAAUUUUCAAGAUUUUUUCAAUUUUUAAAAAGAAUU
This is a messenger RNA of Leptopilina heterotoma, 4788 nucleotides long. Its product is annotated as C-Maf-inducing protein-like. The transcript has 9 exons. NCBI's taxonomy places the organism in Eukaryota, Metazoa, Arthropoda, Insecta, Hymenoptera, Figitidae. The coding region runs from base 587 to 3679 and encodes 1030 amino acids. The record is from RefSeq and is a predicted model, not a curated record.